AUGGCCCCCAAAAAAACUCUCAAAGCAAUUGUAGAAAGAGAGAGGGUUCCAAUUAAUAAGAGUAAUGGAGGGUCAAUAGUUUCUAAUAUUACUACAACACCUAAAAAGCCUGCUGCAAAACCUCCGCCAGCAAAAACUGUUGACAACUGGUGGGGUAUUCUUGAACCAAUGGAAUCGGGUCUUUCAAGAAUAUAUUUGUGCGAAAAUUCACAUUUAUUAGGAAGAUAUAACGAAUACCCUACAUCCUCUUCGUUCAGAUCUUUACCAAUGGAUGUUAGGAUCGCGCCUGAACAUUGUAAUAUUUACAAGAUGAAUAUUGGGGAUAACGGUAAUUAUCGUACGGCUGUAUAUCUCAAUAACCUAAGUAAUGAAGGCACAGUGGUUCGUAAUAUAUUUGUGACUGCCGAAAUCGAAAUUAUGGCAAACGAUGAUAUAUUCUUUCCGUCAUCAAAGGUCGGUGGUAAUGGAUGGUAUCGAUUUUCUCCAUCAGGGUUUUUUGGGAAGUACUCAGAAAUUGCUCACCUAGGUAGCGGCAAAUUUGCACAAGUCAAACUAGUUACUAAUAGACAUGGACCUAGACAAGAGGAGUAUGCAGUCAAAAUUAUUGACAAAGGUUUGGUAUCGAAAAAACAAUUGAAGUCUUUAAAAAGUGAAAUCAAUAUAAUGAAUAGAUGCAAUCAUCACGCGUUGACCAAACUAUAUGAUAUUUAUGAAGAAGGAGAUAAAUUAUAUCUUUUAAUGGAAUAUGUCAAAGACGGCGACUUUUUUGAUUUUAUUACUAAAAGGAGAUUAACCGAAGAUACCACCCGCAUUAUAUUUUUGCAACUAUUUCAGGCAAUCCAGUACCUCCAUUCUGUCCGUAUCGUGCACCGAGAUUUAAAACCCGAAAAUAUUCUAAUGGCAGAUGCAUCACAAUAUCGUGUAAAAGUCUCUGAUUUCGGUUUAUCCAAACUCCUUAACGCUAAAUAUUCAUUGAUGAAUACGAUUUGUGGAACCCCCACAUAUGUUGCACCGGAAAUUAUAAACCCAAAUACACAUGUCUAUGGAAAAUCUGCUGACAUGUGGAGUUUAGGAGUUAUAUUAUAUAUUUGUUUAUGCAGUUAUCCGCCAUUCAGUGAUCAACUAGCUCCGCCUGGUAUUCUUGAUCAAAUUCGUACAUGCAAAUAUUCUUUUCGAUCUCAUCAUUGGGAUCACAUUUCACUUGAUGCAAAAAACCUUGUUCAAGGCCUAUUGACGCUUGAACCAGAAUCACGUUUGACCGUUGAAGAAGCUUUAAAUCAUCCGUUUAUGAGGAGAUCAACAUCAAUUAUUCCCAGACCGUUACAAACAACCGAACCAGUUUCUCUUACGAGAGUACAUAAUCAGUCAAGUUCAAAUGUUGAAAUUUUUCAAAUUAUAAAUGACGGAACAUCAGAAUUAACUACUGGUCUCGAAGAAGAUGAAACAUUCUUAACAGCAGCGUCUACAAUUGCUUCAGCUAGUGAAUUAUCUGACUUUAAUGGUCUUUCUAUGUGCAGUGAUAUGAGGGGAGAUUCGAAUUAUGAAUCAGCAUUGCAGUUUGAGAUCUGA
Diversispora eburnea is the source of this 1569-nucleotide messenger RNA. The record is from the annotation of a GenBank genome assembly. Lineage: Eukaryota; Fungi; Glomeromycota; Glomeromycetes; Diversisporales; Diversisporaceae.